AUGCCAUUCUCCGGCUUCGCCCUCGCCGUGCUGCUACUCUCCAUAGCCUCCCAUGCCAAGCCGUGCUCUGAUCAGGAGAAGAGCUCCCUGCUCCGGUUCAUUGCGGAGCUAUCAUGGGACGCCGGCCUCGCCAUGUCGUGGCGAAAUGGCACGACGAGCUGCUGCUCGUGGGAAGGCAUCGCCUGCGACAGAGACGGGGUGGUCAGUGAGAUCUCCCUGCCCGGUAGAGGACUCCAUGGCCUCAUCUCGCCGGCACUGGGUGACCUCACCGGACUGCGGCGCCUCAACCUCUCCCACAACUCGUUGUCAGGUGAGCUGCCAUGGGAGCAGCUCUUGUCCUCUUCCAGCCGCUUGGCCGCCAUCGACGUCAGCUUCAAUCACCUUGAGGGAGAGCUGCUUGAGCUGCCGACUUCAACCACCCAUGGCAGGCCAUUAUUGCAGGUACUGAACAUCUCCAGCAAUCUAUUCACCGGAGAAUUUCCAUCAGCCACGUGGAAGGACAUGAACAAUCUGAUUGCGCUCAAUGUGAGCAACAACAGUUUCCAUGGAUGGAUGCCGUCUUCCUUCUGCAUCACCUCGCCAUCCUUCGCCAUGCUUGACAUUAGCUACAACCGAUUCGGUGGACGCAUCCCAGCUGGUCUAGGCAAUUGCUCUGCGCUUAAAGUACUCAAGGCUGGGCGCAACCAACUAACUGGGAUGCUCCCAGAUGAACUCUUCAAUGCUACCUCGUUAGAGUACCUCUCUGUUCCCAACAAUGGUUUGUAUGGAAUACUUGAUGGUACAGGCAUAGCCAACCUCAGAAGUCUGUCUCAUCUUGAUCUUGGAGGCAAUCGGCUUAAUGGAAAGAUCCCAGACUCAAUAGGUGAGCUCAGGAGACUAGAGGUGCUUCAUCUGGACCAUAACAACAUGUCUGGAGAGCUGCCACCAGCUUUUAGCAAUUGCACAAAUCUCAUAACAAUUGACCUCAGGAACAAUUAUUUCAGUGGAGAGCUCACCAAGGUCGAUUUCUCCACCCUGAUCAAUCUAAAGACAUUGGAUCUUCUGUUCAACAGCUUCACUGGCGCAAUCCCAGAAAGCAUCUACUCUUGCAGCAGUCUGAAUGCACUGCGGGUAGCCGACAACAAGUUACACGGACAGCUUUCGCCAAGAAUAGUAAAUUUGAAGUCCCUUAUUUUCCUAUCAGCUUCUUUUAACAAUUUUACAAAUAUCACGAAUGCGCUUCAUGUCCUCAAGGAUUGCAAGGAACUCGCUGUCCUAAUUAUUGGGAGUAACUUCAAGGGUGAAGCUAUGCCAGAGGAUGAAACAAUCGAUGGAUUUCAGAAUCUUCAGUUUCUCUCCUUGUCUAGGUGCUCAUUGUCCGGAAAGAUACCACUUUGGUUAUCAAAUCUCAAAAAUCUGGAGAUGCUGCUUUUGCACAACAACCAACUCGCUGGACAGAUACCUGCCUGGAUCAAAAGCCUCAAGUUACUUUUCCAUCUAGACAUAUCAGAAAACAACCUUACAGGAGAAAUACCAGCAGACCUGACGGAGAUGCCAAUGCUAACAACAGAAAAUACUGCAACCGAUUUGGAUGAAAGGGUAUUUUUGCUACUUGUCUACAGAGGCACAUCAUUCGAGUACCGGGUAACCACCGCUUUCCCAAAAAUGCUGAAUCUUGGUCGUAAUAACUUCACCGGAGUGAUCCCUAAAGAGAUUGGUCGGUUGAAAUCGCUCGCUAUACUCAACUUCAGCUCCAACAGGCUAUCAGGAGAGAUUCCAUCACAGCUCCACAGCCUGACGAACCUGCAAGUGCUAGAUUUGUCAAACAAUCAUCUCACAGGUGCAAUCCCAGUGGAGCUCAACAACCUCAACUUCCUCGCUGAAUUCAACGUUUCUAAUAACGGCUUAGAAGGGCCGAUUCCAGCUGGAGGCCAGUUCAGUACUUUUACAAGUUCAAGCUUUGGAGGGAAUCCAAAGUUGUGUGGUGCUAUCGUCGAUCGGCCCUGUGCUUCAGCCGAAACCAAUCUGGUUUCUACGCUCUCCACAGAGUGGAAGGACAGAUGGUUUGCCUUUGUGAUUGGUUUUGGUGCUUUCUUUGGUGUAGGGGUGUUGUAUGAUCAGAUAGUAUUGUCAAAGUAUUUUGGCUAG
This is a messenger RNA of Setaria italica (foxtail millet), 2127 nucleotides long. Its product is annotated as receptor-like protein 2. Gene Ontology annotation, molecular function: protein binding. Lineage: Eukaryota; Viridiplantae; Streptophyta; Magnoliopsida; Poales; Poaceae. The transcript has a single exon. Bases 1 to 2127 code for a protein of 708 amino acids. The record is from RefSeq and is a predicted model, not a curated record.